Schistocerca gregaria is the source of this 3877-nucleotide messenger RNA. RefSeq lists its product as uncharacterized. The record is from RefSeq and is a predicted model, not a curated record. The transcript is spliced from 6 exons. Bases 35 to 1774 code for a protein of 579 amino acids. Lineage: Eukaryota; Metazoa; Arthropoda; Insecta; Orthoptera; Acrididae.
UCAGCAGUCUACAGUGUGCAGUGAAGCAGCCAGGAUGCGGUGCCGCGGUAUCCUCCGGGCAGCCUUCUGCUGGAUGGUCUUCUUCUUGGCAGCGCAUACCACCCCUUUUGCGAUAGAAGAGGAUAUGUUGAAAGACGAAGACCCAUUAUAUGAACAGUGUCUGCAGAUGUUCUUCGACUUUUCCACAGCUCUGGCUAACGACGUUUACAUCACAGAAUGCCAUAACGGUUCAGAGAAUAUCACCUCGCAUUGCUUCAAUGAGUACUCCAGUCUUUGUGGCUCAGGAGAGCUUCCCGAAAUUACAGCCUUAUGUGACUCACAGCUGGACAACCAAUCAGAAAACAGAGGAACAGGCACUAGACGUGGGAAGGAAAAUUUAACUAUUCGUCCUCUGCAUCGCAAAAAAGUGAAGUGUAUUUUACGUGUCCUCGUUGUUAUGAUGUCCAACAACGACGUCAGUCUUUGCACCGCUCUUCAGCUCUGCUCAGAAGGCCACAGAGCUCCACAAUGCAAUGAACAUUAUUCGUUGUUUAAAGAAUCUUUGCAACAGUUCUGCCUGUAUCCCGGGUGGCCGUCACCCACUCUUGGCAGUCUACAAAGAAGAACAGAUCUGGUGGAAAAAUGCAGAAGAGAAACAGAAAAAUGCAAUUCAACGGUUAAGAUCCUAAGUGCCUGUUUUGCCAUAGCUGCAGCAAUCGUAAUUGUAGUAGUGUUCAAUAUUAUCAAAAAAGGUGUUGCUGCUCUGCGUGAUAGGAGGGGCAGGUACACACUCGCUGAUUACGCGCCCCCUGUCAAUACAGCAACUUCUGCAACCCGACUGGAGGCGGAUUGUCGUAGCAACACGGAGUUCGAUGACUGCUGCUCGUAUCUAUCUCACGAAGGAGCGAACAAAUGGUCCGAGUUUUCGUCUACGCCUAGGAGUCAACAAUAUGAAAUGUUACAAGAAGAGAAACAAAAUCGUAAAAUGUCGCCGAAUACAACUUUCGAAUCGAGCUUCAGCGACGGGGAAGUAUGCAGUAGCUGCUGUAACUGCGGUAGUACCAAUCCAGACAGCGUGGAUAGUGAGAAGAGGCCCAGUGCUCUUUCAGAGUCGGAGCUGCUAGGAAGACGGCCCCGGCGUUCUGCAGAGUUUCCGCAAAGUCCAGCUGGACGCGGAGUUGGCUCAUCACUGGGCAGAGGCUACUACAGUGAGUCAGGCACAGCACGUCUAUCUAUCUGCGAGAGAGCCCACGCCUGGCGCAAUAUGGUAGCUCACCGUCAAAAGGCUUAUCCUCAUUCUCUUUCUGCCAGCUUGCCUUCCAAGAUAUCUGCGCAGGAUUCUAGAACAUUCAAAACCACCAAAAAUACAUACGCAGCAAAGACUCACACUUCAGCGCACAAUGUAGCCCUAACACGUAAUGCACAUUGCGAACAGGCUGCUACAUUUGGAGGUGGUGCAAACAUGGCAGACUUAACAUACAACAAAGGUGCUAAGCCGCGGGUAAAGCGGUAUGCGGAAGAAAUGAAGGGUCUUCAGGAUAGAAAAGUCGCUAAGCCUGAUCACGAUGGAAUUGCCAAGACGACGAUUGCGAUUGCAAAGACUGAGACAGACGAGCGAAAAUGGGGAUUCGAACAGCCUGAGGAGGAUCAGAAACAAAGUGCCGUAAAACCCGGUCCCAGCGGAAUUCAAAAUACCGAGGUGGAACUGAAAUAUGUAGGAUGUACACAGCCAGAUGAGAAUCAGAAAGACCCAGAAAGCACUGAAGAAAUAGAGAGCAUUGUAACAACUGUCUAAACAAUUUCUGUAAUGAAUUACAGCAGACGAUAAACCCUUUGCACUUAAAAACUGAGUGUACCCUUGUACCAACAGACAGAAGUGCGUGUUGAAAAGUACAAAAUACGUAUUUGGUACUAUUCAUGGAGAAUUGUCUUCUCCAGGAGAGAGAUCUAAUGAGAUAAGAAAAUCUCAAAAAGUGGUUACUUCUUACUACGUUAUUGGUGGUCAGUUCAGUUUAUCGAGGAUAAUGACCUUUUUCGUUUAGCUGCAAAUGGCAAAUAAUGAUUUGUUCGUAAAGGAAGGUAAUGAACUUAAGUUGUUGCAGAUAAUUAUUUGAUACAAAGAUGUUGGUAGAGAGGGAAAAUAUAAAAAAGGUAAAUGUUAGUAGUGUGUGAAAUUGUAGGAAUCACAUAAAUACAUUACAGAUAGUUUAAGAAAUACCUCAAUUGAUGUCAAGCGCAUCAAGAGAAGAAAAUACGCUGCAUGGUGGUAGUAAUCAGUACAGUCAAGAACUCUGCUCAGUCCCUGCUGGUGUACUGGUUACUCUCCGUUUUGUAAUGUCCCCAUUAAUACAUAUCGAUAAAAGGAAUAUCGCAGUAGACUGAUCUUGGACGGCUUGUCCAAUGGGCACAUAAAAUUCCACUUCAUAAAUAAUUGUUUUGAUAAAGGGAUACAAACUGACACUUUCCUUCAACACUGGGCAUCUAAUGAAAAACGCGAUAGGCAACAUUUGUUUGGGGUGACACAAGUACUAAUCAGAUAAACGAAAUUGCAAAUAUUUACCAAAUACCAGAGCAAAAUGAGAUGACAACUCUUAAGACGGACACCAUAUAUAUACUUUUGUUAUGUUUGCAUUAUACACACUCACACACACACACACACACACACACACACACACACAAACACACACACACACACACACACGCACACACACUACUAAAAAAGCAUAGUAAAAGUUAGAAUACAGGGUUAUCAUAUUCAUCUCAAUUUUUAUUUACUUAUUAGUUGAUCAACAUCUGAAUUACACAGUUAAUAUUUUCUAAUUAUUUAUAGGCUGGUAUAAUGCAGUAUUUUUCAUCAUCAGAGUCAGUCUCAUUGUACUUCAAUUACUAAAAUGUUUUCUUCUUCCAUUUGCAAUGUAAUAAUAAACUAAUGUGAAUAUUUGAUUAAUAAGUGUAUGAAAUGUUCAUUAAAUAUUAACAGAAAGUCGGCAAACGUAUUUUCUGUGGGACCUGUCUCACUCAACAUUAGUAGCAUUCUAUGAAAGUAAUUUGUUACCACGAUUGUACUUGCUGGAUGUUAUUGUUUGAGAUAUUUAUAUAGAACUUAAUUAAGGGGGCAUUAUAUAUAUUCGUUUUAUAUCAUUGUAUUUUGGCACUGACAAAUCUGCUUCACACGAGUUUCAUGGUGGCUGAAGUUUCAUAUGCUGCCAACAUGUGUGAUGCUUGAGCAGUCAAACUUGUGUUGUAUUAAGACUGAUUUUCUGAUAAAGACAAUAUUUUAUACACCUCUUUUUAAAUGUAGCAUAACCUGAAUCUCUGUUUCUACGAAUUUUCGUACGAAAAGACCAUUUAUAAAAUAGUUUUUUGUGUGUCUGUUGUAUUAUUUGUUAUCAACAGUAUUAUCAGAAUGUUAAUUUUAGGAUAUCGUCUUUUAAUUCAAUUUUUUUUCAAAAAACAAAAAUUAGUUAUAGGUGUGGUACAGUGCACUUGACAAUAUUGUAACAUUUUGUCAGACAUGUGUUACCUGAAGGGACAUAUACGGAGCUGGAUUGCCUCUGAGCAACUGAAGUAUGAUUGAAAACGUGUUUACAGACUGUGAGGUCUGCAUUAAUUUUAUUAUAUUUCGUAAUUCUGUUGAAAGACAGGCUAACACAUCAACUGCAAUAACUGAAAUCAUCAUAUCAUUACAAAUGUUAUGACAUCUUCCUAACAAUACAUAUUGUAAUAGGAUGACUGACUUCAAUGAUACAGCCUGAGUAAUUAAAUUCUUCUGAUAAAAUGUAAUAAUUAAAAUUUCAAGAGGAUUUUCUUAUGUUUUUUAAAAUAUGUAAUGGUGAAUAUAGUGUGUAGCAUUACUCAAUGAUAAAUUAUCACAAAUAAAGAAUUUUCAUUUCUUAAA